Messenger RNA from Sphaerodactylus townsendi, 7063 nucleotides. It is a transcript of the gene GRK5, whose product is annotated as G protein-coupled receptor kinase 5. NCBI's taxonomy places the organism in Eukaryota, Metazoa, Chordata, Lepidosauria, Squamata, Sphaerodactylidae. The record is from RefSeq and is a predicted model, not a curated record. Gene Ontology annotation, biological process: protein phosphorylation; signal transduction; regulation of signal transduction. The coding region runs from base 184 to 1956 and encodes 590 amino acids. Gene Ontology annotation, cellular component: cytoplasm. The transcript has 16 exons. Gene Ontology annotation, molecular function: G protein-coupled receptor kinase activity; ATP binding.
CGACUCACACGCAGGGCAGGCGGGCGGGCGAGCUGGAGGAAGGCGCCCGGCAGAGGCAACGGGGGAAAGCAGGCGCCACCAUGCUCUAGGGGCAGGGGGCUCUGCUUCUUCCGUCUCUCUCCCCCGCGCAGCGGAGAGACCGAGGCGCCCCUCUUGCGACUGACAUCCCGACUGAGCUUGUCAAUGGAGCUGGAAAACAUCGUGGCCAACACGGUCUUGUUAAAAGCCAGGGAAGGGGGUGGAGGAAAACGUAAAGGUAAAAGCAAAAAGUGGAAAGAAAUCCUGAAGUUUCCUCACAUUAGUCAGUGUGAAGAUCUCCGAAGGACAAUAGAGAGAGAUUACUGCAGUUUAUGUGACAAGCAGCCGGUUGGAAGACUUCUUUUUCGUCAGUUCUGUGAGACUCGUCCAGAGCUUGAGUGCUGCAUAAGGUUUCUGGACUCAGUGGCAGAAUAUGAAGUUACUCCGGAUGAAAAACUGGGAGAGAAAGGAAAAGAAAUUGUGAUGAAAUACCUCAUCCCAGAGUCACCAGAUUAUGUAGCAGAAGUGAGUCGAGAUCUUGUCCAGCAAACAGAAGAAAAACUUGAAAACAGUCCCUGUAAAGAGGUGUUCUCACCUUGUGUAAAAUCUGUACAUGAGUAUUUAAGUGGAGAACCUUUUCAAGAAUAUACAGCCAGCAUGUACUUUGAUAGAUUUCUCCAGUGGAAAUGGCUCGAAAGGCAACCAGUAACAAAAAAUACGUUUAGGCAGUACAGGGUAUUAGGAAAAGGUGGUUUUGGGGAGGUAUGUGCUUGCCAAGUACGAGCAACUGGGAAAAUGUAUGCUUGCAAAAGAUUAGAGAAAAAAAGAAUAAAGAAGAGGAAAGGUGAAUCCAUGGCCCUAAAUGAAAAGCAGAUCCUAGAAAAAGUCAAUAGUAAAUUUGUAGUCAAUUUAGCCUAUGCCUAUGAAACAAAGGACGCACUGUGCUUGGUUCUGACCAUAAUGAAUGGGGGCGACUUGAAAUUCCACAUAUAUAACAUGGGAAACCCAGGCUUUGAGGAAGAAAGAGCCUUGUUUUAUGCAGCAGAGAUUCUUUGUGGCUUAGAAGACUUGCAUAGAGAAAACACCGUGUACAGGGAUCUGAAGCCAGAAAAUAUCCUGCUAGAUGAUUAUGGCCAUAUCAGAAUCUCUGAUUUGGGUCUGGCUGUUAAAAUCCCUGAGGGUGAAUCAAUCCGCGGACGGGUAGGAACAGUCGGUUAUAUGGCUCCAGAAGUCUUGAACAACCAGCGAUACACACUUAGCCCUGACUAUUGGGGAUUAGGUUGCCUGAUUUAUGAAAUGAUUGCAGGACAGUCACCAUUUCGUGGGAGGAAAGAGAAGGUGAAGCGGGAAGAGGUAGACAGGAGAGUGCUGGAGACGGAAGAGGUUUAUUCCCAUAAAUUCUCUGAAGAAGCAAAAUCCAUCUGUAAAAUGUUACUGACCAAAGAUGUGAAGCAAAGACUCGGUUGUCAGGGAGAAGGUGCAACCGAAGUAAAGAAGCACCUGUUUUUCAAGAGUAUGAAUUUCAAACGCUUACAAGCAGGAAUGCUGGAUCCUCCUUUUGUCCCUGACCCCAGAGCAGUGUAUUGCAAAGAUGUCUUAGACAUUGAACAAUUUUCAACUGUCAAGGGAGUGAACCUGGACCAAACAGAUGACGACUUUUAUUCCAAGUUUUCCACAGGCUGUGUCUCGAUUCCAUGGCAAAAUGAGAUGAUAGAAACAGAGUGCUUUAAAGAACUAAAUAUAUUUGGACCAAAUGGUACUAUCUCACCAGAUCUUAACAGAAACUACCCACCAGAACCACCUAAGAAAGGAUUGCUCCAUAGAAUAUUUAAACGCCAGCACCAGAACAAUUCCAAGAGUUCUCCAAAUUCAAAAUCCAGUUUAAAUCAUCAUAUAAAUUCCAACCACGUAAGUUCAAAUUCCACUGGAAGCAGCUAGUUCAACCUGUUUUUUUGUGAACCUUCACUUCAUGUCCUUCCACUAUACCAUAUGGAGCUUCAAGGAUGAGACAGCAUCCCUCAUUGAGCUAGAAGAUCAACAGUCUCCUCCUGUGGGAGAAAUUUCCCUCUGUUCCUUCCAGUGGAGCCUCCCAUUUAAGAAGAAAUUUUCUCUCAGGUUUGUUUUGGAGGUGGCACUAGAAGUCAUGGGACUCAAUGUUGUCUCUGUAGGACAUUGCAAUAGAAACCAGAGUAUGACAACAUGCACGUAUUUAAAAUAGCAUCAUACCUAGAACUGAAUUUUGUCCUUAUUAUUUUUAAAGAAAAGGUUUUGUAAAUUUCUCUAUUGUCUCAGUUUACAUUUUGUACAUUUGUAUUUAAAUGAAAGUCAGACUUGGGGAUGUAUAUUUUCGAGCAGCAGCUUGUAAAGCCAUGUUGUUUUAAGACUUUUUUUAAAGAGAAAAAGUGAUUCAAGACAUCCGAUCCUCAAAAUUAGAUUGCUUUUUCCAGAUUUAGAAAAUUAUUCAUGUUUCACUUUUCCACAUUGGGUCUGUUGACAUGAAUGUUUUAUGGUAUACUUAAUUUUUCCCCAUUUGUCUAUAUGGUUUACAGCAACACUGCAGAUGAGUGUCUUCCCUCUGUUUCAUUAAAAUUCUUGCUUUUAAAUGCAGUCAAUUUUCAUCAUCUCCCAGGCCAAUAAACUCUGUCUGAGGUUCAUGACGUCAUGGGACCAAUGCUGUUGAUAUUUGCACUUUUUGUAGUUAGUCUAUCUUGUUGCUAGAAAGUUAACCCUUCCCACUCAGUUGCCAAUGUGAAGAACAAAUGCUUAUGAAUGCAAGCACAGAAAACUGGUAUCUCUCUGUUCUUCACAUGUGAAACUUAAUCUUUGCUGCUCCCAUCAGAAAGAUGCCAAGAGACUGGCUUGAUAGCUUCAUCUCUGAGACUUGGAUUUCAACUUCAUUUUGGGUUUGCAAAGCCAUCUGGAGUGAGUGAUGGAUAAACACUGCAUGUGCUGAAAUCCUGAUUUGAUUCCUGAGUUCCCAUUGCACUGAUCUACAUACAGCUCCUGAUGUUCCCUACCCACCUACUCCCUACACUGCAAAUUGGGGCCAGAACAAAAUGCAAAUGGUUGGUGUGAUCCUCAGUUGCUCCUCAUCAUACCUGCUGUUGCAGUUGCAACUCAUUUUGCUUCUACGUGAUGAAGGAGUGGAAAUUAAGAACUCAGCUCAGCUCUUAACUGAAUCUUCCUCAUGUACAGUAUUUCUUUUCUAUUCCAUUACCAUUUUACCAGGGACUUGCACAGAUGGAAAAUAUGUCUGUAUUUUGCUUUCUUGCCAAAUGUUUUGGGGAAAUUACCUUUGGAGCAUUAUGAUGGCUUUUGAGAAAUUAGACUACCUCAUGCAACUCUUUCUAAUCAAUGAGGUAUGACUAAAUCACGUGGAUUCUCUUUACUCUGAUGAGAUGGCUAAAAUUUCUGACAUUUGCAUAAGAUACUGAAGAAUUAAUAACAUGAUCGUAUGGGUGGUCAAAAAUAAUCUUGGUCUCUUGAAGCAGGGUGGAAGAGAGGAAUAUCCGUUUUUGCCACUGUCUUAUGGAUAAACAUCCAUCCAAGCAGAUUUAAUAGUUAAAUGCUUAAGCAUUAAAGAAACGAUAACAAGUGAUUCUAAUUGGCUUCUAAAUUUCUUUGGUAGAUUACAUGCAAGUAUUAUAACUUCAGUUGAUACAAAUAUCAAUUUAAAAAUUCAAUGCAUCAAAUUAAAGCAGUGAAAAGGAAAAGAAGAGAUCCUUUCCAAAAACAGACAUUUACAGGCCUUCCCAGUUAGGGAAAGUGUCAUUGCUGUUCCCUCUCUCACUCAUCCUCCCACCAAAAUGUAGACCAAAAUGUGGCCUUUUUCCUUCUUCCAUCUCCACUUGGUUGGUUUCUCCUCUCCUAUAUCCUGUUUUUUGCCCCCUCUUGGAGUUAACUGGAAGAGAACCUGAAGGCUUCCAUAGCUGACCUACCUGAUAGGCCCUUCUGCACAUGCAGAAUAAUGCACUUUCAAUCCACUUUCAAUCCACUUUGCAGCUGGAUUUUACUGUGCAUAAUAGCAAAAUCCACUUGCAAACAACUGUGAAAGUGGAUUGAAAAUGCACUAUUCUUCAUGUGCGGAAGGGACCAUAUAGAGCCCCUUUUUAAAAGAAUAUCCAGAAGUUGUUGAUUUUGCUUGAUCUGGUCCACUAUUCUUUCACCAAUGUCUACAAAGUUCUUUCAGAAGUACCAUGACAUGCUACAACAAUAAGAAUGCAACUUAGUCCCAUUUUAUAGAAUAUUAGUUUUUUUAAAACAAAAGCUGAAGGAAGACUCUCAUGACUUGCCUUAUAUUACAAAACUCUUAAAACUGGAAGCCUAGUAUUCUCCCUCUGUAAAUGUUCAUGAAUUUCAAUUUUGUUCAAGACCUUGUUCUAAGAACAGGGGUUUGAAAGAAAGAAUAUCAAGUUUAUUGUAUGCUUCUCCUUCAUAUAAGAAGCCCUGAGAUUCUGGACAAUCCCUUACUUGACUUUCAGUUCUUUCUGUCCUUGAUCAAAUCAGUUGUUUUGUGGUUGUCCAGUAUUUUGUCUGGAGAUAAAAAAUGUAAUUGCAUGGCAGCUUCCAGCGGGGAAAAAAGCAGAAUUCAGUGGAAUCAAGAUGGCCCAUGGGAGGCUGAUGCAAAGUCACUAUGAAUUAAAUGCACUUGUUAUAACUUGGGUUUUUUUAAAUCAUUUUUAUUAAUUUUAUAAUAUUUGCAUCAAAACUACAGCAUGGGAAGGAAAAGAUACCAUUGAUCCAGUCACCCCAAACGUCUUACAAAACAAAAGUUAAUACUACGUAAACUGCAAAGAUUAUAUAUAACUAAAUGACUUCUCACCCACACCCUGCUGUCGACCCUAACCAUCUCAUUUCUUCAUGGUUUAUUAACUUCCAAGCCCAACUUAGAUUCCUCUUUUCUUUUUUGGAGGGUAUAUAUAUAUACCUUUUCUAAUUUAUCAACUUUACAAUUGAGGGAAUUGAUAAAAAAAUAAAAUAAAAACAUCUGAUCCUCGUAAUCUAGUUUCCCAUAGUCAAAGGUCCCCCCCCUUUUAACAUAAACAUAAGAUUCUCUCUUUUAUCCCCCUUCUUUAACCUUAUAACAGAAUUUACCCGUCUACGUUUAUUUAUCAUUUGCCUCCAAGAGACCCAAUUUACUUCCCUCCUUUUUGUAUAUUUAAUUGAUCUUACAAAACAUUUUCAUUUAGAGUCUUUUUAAAUUUUCAUACAGAUCUCUCUGACACUUGUUAUUGAAGUAAUUUUUUGCUGUUGUCCUUUGUAAGUAAAGAAAACUCCUUCCCAACUAACCCAUGCAAAUCUUUUCUGGUUCUUUUCUGGUUCUUUCUCAGAAUGUCCACCAGAAACGCAUAGUCUUUCCUUUUCUGUAGGACUCUUAAGGUUGUCAGUGUUAUCACUUGUUAUCUUUAUUGCUUCUUUUCUUUAUCUGGCUGAGGUCCAAUCGUGCAUCCUUUGUGUAAACCCAGCGAGUUACUUUAUGAAGGAUAGAGCUUUAUAUAUCACAGUCCCUGCAGAGGUGCUAUGAGAUGUGUUCAGCUGUUGCGGGACUCUAGCAUCAGCAACUGUGUAAGACUUUUGCCUUGUUAAUAUUAAAAUUCAUCAGUAUGGAAAAAAGGAUAAAAGUGGCACCAUACAUAUUCUGAUUGCAGAGGCUGUGUUCCAGAGACCCGUGCAUCCAGGAACAGACUGUUGUGUGUGCAUCAUUUUCUCCCUGUCCUCAGUUUAACACGUGGUUAGCGUUAUUAUUCAUGUUUUGGGAUAGGAAAGUAGGUGCUGGAUUCAUCCCCCCUUCAUCAUGAAUAUUCUUCAGCAUCUCUGUGAAGCAGAGUAAAGCAGAAAUCCAGUGGUACCUUCACAGACUAUUAAAAUUUAUUCUAGCAGAAGCUUUGGUGAAUCAGAGCUGACAUCAUCAGAUGAAGUGGAGUGCCAGAUGUUCAAGAUCUCAAAGGAUGUCAGAAAAGAAUGGUAGAUGCUCUGCUUCAACAAAAAUUUGUCAAGUGCCAUUAGAAAAAGGAGAACAUGUUCAUAUUUUGACGGGGUGUGUGGCAACACGUUCCAUCCCUCUUCUGCACAUGAGGGAUCUGACGCAGUAGGGCAAGAUGCGCUGAAGCCUCUUUUCACAAGCAGAUUGCCUUUGCUGGAUUGGGACCUCUGCAUAACGAAGCGGAGAAGAAACUCUUCCUACACUACACACAUGUAUUUGAAAGAGGAUGACGCUUGAUUGCUGAACCUUAGGAAUAUACUUCAGCAUAUCUAGUGCCAUAUGAUUAAAAUCAAAGAAUGCCAAAAAGAAUUUCAGAUUCUCUGUCCUUCAGCAAACAGCAAAAAUGUUGCAAGGAAGAUAGAGAAUAAGUCUUCUUGUUUCUGCUCUUGCUUGCCACUCAUGGACAGUCUUAUGGAUCCUUACAUUUUUCACCUCUGCCAAGGAGGGAAUGGAUAAACUUCACAGAUGCAUUUUCAAAACUUUUAUGACCCCAUGAUGUAGUUGACCAUAGGUGAUUGUUGAUUAAAUUGGUAGACAAAUAUCCACAUUAGAACUAGCCUUUAUCACUGACUUUCUAAAAAAAUCACAUUUGCUAAUCGCACAAAUAUAUCAAGGAACCUGUUCAGAACACAUAUUCAAGAAACAAUUAUUUCAAAAACUUCUUAUACCAUAGUCUCUGUAAAGAACAGAUACUUCUAUAAUAUUUUUUUCAUAAUCAAAUUAUACAUUUAUAAUAAAUGGAACCAAAUGUUCUCAAGUAGAAAAAUUAGUGGCGUUUGGUAUUGUAAAAUAAUAAUAUUAAUGAUAAUAACAAUAAUAAUAGAAUCCAAAAGGUUUUUCAUUUUGUUUUAAUUUUCAGGGAAUUUCUUACAUUGUAGAAUGACAAUUGUUUUCAUUUUGAGGUUGUUACAAUAAUUGCUUCUGUGUUUUCUGGCUGCUUGAAUUCUUCAUACCUGUCUAAUAAUGUUGCAGUGCUGCUGUAUCUAGAUCAAACCACUGUUUUGUUUUCCAAUUUGUUUUGGGAUUUUUUUAAAGAAAAAUAAAUUCCUUUAUUUAAGUAUA